Molecule: messenger RNA, 4743 nt
Organism: Ceratitis capitata (Mediterranean fruit fly)
Lineage: Eukaryota; Metazoa; Arthropoda; Insecta; Diptera; Tephritidae
Gene: ebo
Product: exportin-6
Exons: 13
Coding region: 285-3362 (1025 amino acids)
Biological process (GO): protein export from nucleus
Molecular function (GO): nuclear export signal receptor activity; small GTPase binding
Source: RefSeq, a predicted model, not a curated record
UGGCAAGGCAGCCCAUUAUUUGGAGACUUAACUAUGCGUGUAUCUGCGCUUAAGGCAGGUAGAAAAUGUCAAAACGACCUUUUCAUAUUUCGUCGAUCUCCUUGUUUCUAUCAUUUACGCUGAACGAUAAGUACUUUUUUACGGCAAAAUAACAACGGAAAGAGUGUUAUGGACACCUUGAAUUAAAAGACUGUUUUAACAUAAGAAUAAAAAAGAAUCUUAUACCUGCACAACUUGAAAACGUCUAAAAAUUGUGACUGACUGCCAUCGCGACAUAACAAAAAAUGUCUUCCUCGCUGGCUAUGGUAGAGGCGCUACUUCAAGAGUUUCAUCAACCCGCCACGCCUAAUAUACGUAAACGUGAAAUAGAAACAGAACUAAUCGCUUUUAGAGGACAAACAAGUGCUUGGCAAAUAAGCCUGCAGGUUGCUGCUUCAAUUGACACUAAUCCGUAUCUUUGGUUCUUCAGUACAUCUACUCUAGAGCAUUGGAUAUCACGUCGUUGGACACAUUUGACUGCAAACGAAAAAACUUUGCUGCGCGAAACUUUAUGGAACACCUAUGCAAAUUUAUCAGUAGCAAAUGUGCCGCGACGUCAACGUGAUACAUUCGCUCAAUUGAUUGCACUCAUUGGAAAGCGUGAGUUUCCUGACGAUCAUCCCAACUACAUUGUCCAUUGUUUAGAAUUAGUUCGUUCGGAAAAAUUUGUAUUGGGUAUUACCUUAUUGCGCAUCACUUCAGAGGAAGUGUUAAGCAAUCGUGACUGCGUUACAACGGAACGUCAAAGUUAUUUCCAUUCUUGCAUAUCCAUGUGUAUACCCGAAAUUCUGGACUUACUCACUAAAUAUUUAAUAAUCACGGUUUACCAUAUCAACGAAAAAGACAUCCAUUCUUUAUCCAAUACACUAGUGGACUACGCCCUAACCACGUCGCUGCCAAAUGACAAUCAACUCAGUUCCUCAGUAUUGGAGUUACUUACGUGUAUACAGCAUCUCGUUUCAUGGACACGUACUGAAUUGAUUUCAGAAUAUUUUCUUAUGAGUAUUUUAGACUUGGCACAAUGGCGUGCCACACAACCAGAUAUCCCCUUGGCAGCCCUAUCUGUACUAAAUGAGCUGAUGUAUCUCCAAAAGCCACUGCCUCACGCUUUAACUGUCAUGACGGGCGUAAAUGGGCUUUUGGAACAACAUAACAGCACAAAACAUCAAAGCGAAAUAUACACUGAUAAAUUUAGGGAACUUCUACGUUUAUAUACAGACCGUUAUUGGUCGAAAAUGGUGCAGCAAAAUGAGUUAUUAGAAUCAUUUCUUAAAUCGCUGUAUUGUUUUACAAUUACAAAAAAUGGUGCACUAGACUUUAUGGAAAAGCUGGAAAUUUGGUCGCCAAUUAUAAAAGGUCUUACUUUGAGCUCUAAACAGAAUCGCUACAAUGAUGUACUGUAUCAACUAGUGGUGGAAAUAAUGCGUCGUAUAUUAUUUGAGUUCAAUAAAUCGGAGCUGGAACUGUUAGAUAACGAGCUGAUUGAAGAGAAUACCCAAACCGAAUGGCAACAAUUCUUGUCACAAUGUAUUGAAUGCAUAGCACUUGUAGGAGAAUCUCGACCUAAUGCUGUUUUUGCACAAGUUUCCGCACAUUGGUCGCGACCACAUGUUUAUCUAUUAUCCUUGGAAAAUGAUCUCGACAAUGGUAAGCUCUACGAUUUGGGCAGAAAACUGAAAUGUCAAACAUUCAAUGAACAUCUGCGUGAUUUAUCGACGGUAUGCCAGGCUGUGGUGCGUUUAUCGCCCCUUUUGGAUGCCAAUUCACCAGAAGUUGGUGCAGAAGUGACCAGUCAAUUGAAAUUACUCUCCGAAAAUCUGCUAACAUUGCUCAAAUUCUUUACUAGCAAUAAAGUAGCUACGUUAAAUCUAGAUAAAUCGACGUUCCAGACUGAUUUUGAUUACUUAUAUGCUCAAAUACUAAUGGCGUUACGAAGCAUAUUACCAAUGUCGAUUAAUCUCAAAUGUGAUGUUAUUCAUAGCCUUUUCGAUGCGUUGAGCGUGAUUUUACUGCCUGGCAAUAUAACGGUAGCACCUAUAGUGGCAAUUUCAGGAAGUCAACUCCUGCUUUGUAUUUCGACUGUGAUAAGACCAAAACGUUUAUUGGAAACAUUAUUCGUUACACAAUUGAUGCAAGCUGGUCCAAAAUUAACGUAUUUACCACGUCAAGCCAUUACAAACAUCUGUAUUAGCAUUAUCGGCUAUUUAGCAUUGCCAUGGAAAACUAUUGAAGAACAGCAGCAGGAUUGUACAAGUCGUUGUAAUCAUCUCUGCGAAUAUGUGAAAUGUCAAUCACAAAAUUUUCUUGAAUUAGAUGCGCAAGCAUCCAUCUCCAAAAUCUCCUCAAUAAUGCCAACCACCUUGAGUAUUUUUAGCGAAGUCGUUGAAUACUUUAAGGACUCCUGCAACACAACAAAAGACAUGUUAGCAAUUGCAUUCAGGCCCGUCAUUACGAAAGCAUUAAUGCUUUUCAAUAAUUUCGGCAUAAGCAAUAAUGCAAUUUCCAUUUCCGCUGGCGAAUUUAGUUUAAGUAUAUUGCGUAGUUUACUAAAUCAAUUCGGUGCGCAAUUCAUCAAAGACAUGAUCACGCUCUACAUAACUGUUAGCAGCAGAGAGCAACUUAGUCUUAAUCAAUUGGCUGUGUUGGAGAAAAUUUUACAAAUGUUCCAGUUAGUCGUACAACAGCCGGGCAAUACUUGGACCACUAUGUUGCCAUCCAUAUUAAGUUUCACUAUCGAACAAGUACUACCGUUUGUACAUCAACACGACAAUAGCUUAGUGGAUGGCACUGAUUUGAGUAGUGUAGUGUAUACGCUUUUUGAUUGUGUUUUACUCCAUAAAUGGCAGUAUUUCUAUAAGCCACAUGUGCAAUACAAUGGCUCACUAUUGCAUACCAGCAGUGAUAAUUUACAUCCCGAACAUUUUAUGGCCAUAUUAAAUGCUUACGGACAGGUAUUGGUGUCCGGCAAUGAUCCGAACCUCGUACGAAAAGUAUUGCUCUCAAUGCAGACUGUGAACGAACGUUGGCGUCUAUUUCAGCGUGCACUAUUUCAGGAUAGCCUACUAGCGUCAUUUCAACGCGCACUCAUCAAUCGACUGUUAUCCGGUGAGGGUUCGCUGCAUUUCGAUUUAUUAGCGAAUGUCUUGUACGCUAUGGGUCAAGUUGAUAACUUGAAGUUACGUGAGAGUUUUCUAACGGCUGGUUUUCCAGUUAAUCCGAAACAUUUGGAUGUGAUCUGCCUAUCAACUGACAUUCCAACAUUUUCACAAAAGUUAUCCCAACUGAUACAGGAUGCUCAUAGUUUACAUCUAACGCAGACAUAAAAAAAAACAUACUAUGUAUAAUUAAGUAUGUAUGUAUUGUAUUUCUCGCGACAUUUUCAUACGACACUCAGCAUGAUGUAGAACAAAAUUAUAUAAUAUGUAUGCAAUAUACAUAAGUAUAUAUAUGUAUGUACAUACAUGCAUUUCAAUGUAUGUAUAUGUAAUAAAUGUAUAUGUAUGUAUGCAUUUCAAUGUAUAAUAAGACAAAAAAUUCACAGUUUCUAAAUGACUGCUUUAUGAUUAUUUGUAUGUGUGUAAUGUAUAAUAUUAUAUUAUAAUAUAAGAGUAUAUUUAACACAAUCAACUACAAUACAUGCGCGUUAGUUUAAUCGUACAUACAUAUAUUGUUAUCAUUACAAUUACAAAUAACUAAUUUCAUUUAUUAUAAUUUGCACAGCUGACAUUAAGGUACAUCGUACGUUUUAUAUGUAUUUUUUAUAAUAUAUUUUUUAUUUUUUAAAAUAUAUUUUUUAUUUUUUAAAAUUAAUUAUAAUUUUUUUUUUUCAUUUAUAUAUACAUAAUAUUAGUAUGCUUUUAGUUAACACUUUAUUACUAAAAAAAAGGUAUUACAAUUAAUCAUGUUCAUAAAUACAUAUAUACAUACAUACGUAUGUACAUACGCGUAGUCAAUUUGUUUGUGUCUGUGCUUAUUUUUUUUUUUUCUUUUUUUUUUUUUUGUAUUUUGUUUCAAUUUAUUAUCAUUUGUAUUCCUAUACCCUUGCUCAUGGUACUUUCUCAAUUUUACUAUAUAUCUUUAGUAUUUCGCUAAUAUUAAGAGAAAAUAAUUCAUUAUACUAGUUUAUAUAUAAUGUAAUAAAAUUAAAAUUUAAAAAUAAUUUUAGUGUUUUAAAUAUACGUGUAUGUAUGUAUAUUAGGGGUGUUACAAAAACAGAUUCUGUGUCGGUAUCCAUAACACAGCAGUAUAUUUUUUUUUUUAUUAAUAUGGAUCACAUCAUCAAGACAUCAAAACCACAAAUUGAAGGAGGAGUUCGGCGGAAAAUCGCUUCAGCGGUUACAAAGCGUCAAAUAUAUAAAUAUAAUAUGUAUCUGGCUAACGUCCACUUUUGGUCAGAAUUGUAUUGUAUAGCCACCGAAAAAAAGUUGUUAGACAUUUUCCUCUAGCCUAAAUUGGCAGCUAAGAGGAUCUGCACAACACACAGGCAAUUGAUCUCAGGCUACUUCUAGAUAUUUUAGACUUCUUGCCAAGCUGUGCAUUCUAUAUAACUAUGAUAACACCAUCACUAGCUUAUCCAUAUUCUACCUUUAAUAACCUGGUCUAAAUAUAGCCGUAAAGCCAGCCCAUUCAGUAUAUUAAGAGCCUCUGGGCUUUAUAAACAAUUAAUUAUUGUCUUGCAAUAGAAAUAUUUAUUGUUAUUCAAAA